UCGAACAGUACAAAUUGUUCCUCGUCAUGAAUAACGAGAGAUUGCCGCUACUUUUCAAAGGCUCGUCUAAUUCGGAUCUGUCGCUUUUAUUCGCCACGUUGUGCGUUAUCGACAUUUUCGGCGUUUUUCCUAUCAUCGCAUUACCGCGCUCAAUAGUGCAAUGCGGAUUAUACGGAAUUCCACUAGUACUUAUUGUAUUAGCUUUGCAAAUUUAUACGGCCGUUCUUCUCGGAAAAUCAUGGAUAAUCGCAACUUCUUUGGAUCCACAAAUUUUACGAAAAAAUCGGCAUCCUUUGGCUGCCGUGACAGAAUUAACGUUAGGGCCUCGAGCAAAAACUUUAGUCACUAUAAUUUUAGAUAUCACAGUUUUCGGUUGCAGCAUUCCUAAUUUGUUAGUUGCUUCUCAAAAUUUGCAGUUAUUCGGAUUAAAAAUAUCAGGACAACGAUUUGAUCUAUCCUUUUGUUAUUGGCUUCUAAUUGUGGGUCUUCUUUUGUGCCCAAUUAUGUGGCUAGGUAGUCCACGCGAUAUGAAAAUAUUGGCUUUAUUUUCUUGCACAAUGGUAUUACUGACAGCAAUGUUAAUAUGGUGGUGUAUAAUUACCGACGACCGUGAACUAAAUAUCAUGCCUCUACCUACUUCUCCCACUUGGGAUAAAUUUAUUUCUGGAUAUGGUAUGCUAGCAUUUCAAUUUGAUGUACAUCCAACUUUGAUGACAGUACAAGUGGAUAUGCGUCGUCCGGAAGACAUCAAUAAAGCAGUUGUAAUUUCUUUCUUAGUCAGUGGUUCCUUAUUUACCAUUACCACUAGCUUGGCCAUCUGGAAGUAUGGAGGUAAUACAGCAGCCAAUGUUCUUCAAAUGGUUCCAGGAAAUUUUUUGAUGAGUGCUGCCAUUCUAUUUGCUGCUGUUCAACUUUGUUUGUCAAGUGCCCUUGGUUAUUCUGCUCUCUUCCAGGAUCUGGAAGACCAAUGCAACAUUCAGAGAACUUUUGGCUGGAAACGUGUUGCUCUACGAUCAGCUGUUGUAUUGCUUGGAAUGGCUGUAGGAGAAUCUGUGCCAAGGUUUGACAUUGUGAUGGCUCUAGUUGGAGGAUCCUUAACUGGUCCAUUAGUUUUUGUACUUCCUCCAUUAAUAUACUCCAAAGCUAUUGCUUUAAAAGUGAGGUCUAUGCGUCCUUCAACUCCUGAAGUAUAUUCCAACUCAGAAAGAUGUCAAAGCAAUGAAUUCAUGUCAACUGAUCCCAGGAUUCAUUCAAGAUCAGUUUACUAUGGUGUUCUAGGUGUACCUAACACCGAUUAUCAUCGGUAUUCAUACUUUUAUUACAAUGAUUUGGAAGAUGAAUUUGAAGAGAUCUUAGAUUAUGAUGACAAUGUCCCAAGUAUUAAAAAAACUAGUGAACAAUUUUUAAUGACCAAAAGUCAUAUUGGAAAACCCAUAUUUAUAGAUGCUAAUAGACCUUUUGAGGUUCGUAGAGAAACAAUAGUUCCUGAAGAGCCAAUGUCAAAGUUUAAGAUAAAUUGUAAUUUUCAAAGAUGGAAUAGUUGGUUUAGCUAUUUAAUUGUUGUGUUUGGUAUUGCUGUUACCAUUUCUUCUACAUAUAUUAACAUCAAAAAUACUAUUCGGUAUGUACAAUUCACUCCACCAUGCAUUAUGAAUGUCAGCAUUGUAAAAAGUUCUAUAUAGAUUACAAUAUUUAUGGACCAGUUUUUGCAGUAUUUAUAAGAACAAUGAAAUUAAUUAAUUAUGGUAAUUUCUUAUCCUUAUAUACAUGAGCUUUUUAUACAUUUUCAUACACAACUUUUUGUAAUAUUAAAUAUAUACAUAAGUAUUAUACACUGAUGAUGCAUUUACAUUCAUUUUAUAAAACACUAUAUUGGUUGGAUUAAAAGAUAAUACUAAAUUCAACAUUUAUGAUUUAUUACUUUUUAUCUUGAUGCACUGUAUCAAUAAAAAUUACUCCUAUGAACAUUAGAUACAGAGACAAUCUUACAUGUAAUAUUUCAAUUUUUUUGUAUGAUAUGUAUACAACUUGUUACAUAUACAGAAGAUUGUAUUUAUCGCACGAUGAAUUUUGGCUUCUCGUGCGCAUAUCAGCUGUGAUUGGUAAAGUAGGAUUCGCAUUCAAGGACAAUGCACAUGCGUUCUAAUGAUAUUUACAAUGUCAAACGUGUAUAACCCAUGAUCUUUUAUUUUGUAUAUUUUUUCCAUCCUACAUUCUUCUUACAUCAUUGUUACUUACACUAUUCAUAUAUUUUUUACCACGUACAUGACUGAUAUUGUAAAAAAGAAGAAUAGAUUAUGCAUGAAUUAGACGAGUUACGCAAAUUGAGUACAAUCCAACGGGAAAUAAGUAACCCACGUGUUUUCGAAUAGUAAAUAUCUUGAAUCAGCUGAUUUCGUAAACUAUUUUUAAUCACGAAGGUUACCUUGAAAUAUCUGUUUGAAUAUAUAAUACUUCCUAAUACUUUCUUUGAACAGCUUCAAACUAAACCAAUAAAAUAAUAAAUGUUAGACAAUUUUCUUACAUUAUUCGCAUAGCUAGAUAAUUUGAAAACGUGUUUUUAAUAUUAUGU
Megachile rotundata (alfalfa leafcutting bee) is the source of this 2572-nucleotide messenger RNA. RefSeq names its product solute carrier family member mahogany (gene mah). The record is from RefSeq and is a predicted model, not a curated record. NCBI's taxonomy places the organism in Eukaryota, Metazoa, Arthropoda, Insecta, Hymenoptera, Megachilidae.